Kazachstania africana CBS 2517 is the source of this 486-nucleotide messenger RNA. It is a transcript of the gene SHH4, whose product is annotated as protein SHH4. Gene Ontology annotation, biological process: mitochondrial electron transport, succinate to ubiquinone; tricarboxylic acid cycle. Gene Ontology annotation, molecular function: heme binding; ubiquinone binding. NCBI's taxonomy places the organism in Eukaryota, Fungi, Ascomycota, Saccharomycetes, Saccharomycetales, Saccharomycetaceae. The coding region runs from base 1 to 486 and encodes 161 amino acids. The record is from RefSeq and is a predicted model, not a curated record. The transcript has a single exon. Gene Ontology annotation, cellular component: membrane; mitochondrial envelope.
AUGAUUAUUAGACAUACUCGUCCGCGAGUUAUUUUACAAAAGAGAGGGUUGUCAUACUCUGUACCAAAGCUCUUCCAAAUUCCACUCUUACCUACAAGAAAACAGAAACCUGGUGGCGUGGAAGGCGAUGUUAAUUCAGCCUCAUUUGUACCAUCGAAGAACAAUUUUAAAGGAUCUUUACAUUGGGACCUAGAAAGAAUCAUUUCAAUGACACUUGUUCCACUAAUUGUCCUGCCAUUCAUUACAGUGGGUACAAUACAUACAAUAACAGACACUUUAUUGGGUGCUAUGCUUGUAGGUCAUUGUCAUAUUGGAUUUCAGUCUUGUAUCAUCGACUAUGUAUCAAAAAGAGUGUACGGUAGGAUACAUAAUUAUUUCAUGUAUUUAUUAACAGUCGGCACACUCUUAUCUGGAGUUGGUAUCUACAAGAUAGAAGUUGAAGAUGGCGGGAUCAGUACUGUAGUCAAGCAAUUUUGGCAUGAUUGA